AUGGACUACGACCGCUGGGACGCCGUGCUGCACUACCUCUUUCGCCAGACCCAGGGCGACGCAUGGUUCCGCCCCGACGAGCAACACAUCUCUUCCGGUGUCGCACUCCGAAUCUCCCCCGGAAACCCAACCAACAGCGAACCCCCAGAAUUCAGGAUAUUCCCAUAUGAAAGGGCAGAACUCGAGCCUUUCGAGCAGGCAGUAGUGGGAUUGAACCCGGAAGUAGCAGUCAAGCUCAGGAAUGCAGCUGUUCAUGCUGCUUUGGCGGAGACGCCGCCAGAAGACACGAGCAUCUAUGUCGACUCGAAUACAAGAAUUCAGAUUCUGGAUACUAUGCUGCAUUUGCCGAAUGCGGAUAAGGAACAGUGCGCGGCCUUCAUCCGCGAUGAACGCGUCUUGGUGGUAUGGUCGCACUCCCUCGAUGCCAUCAUCCCAACGUGCCAUGAUUUCGAAGAACGACUUAUCAAGCUGCUAUGGCGCUCGCGCCCACCUGUUCCUCCUUCGACCUCGGGAUCAGUCGCAGGGAGUGUCUCGGGACAUUCGCUCACCGCAUCAAACAGAAAAACGAGAUCAGGCAGCUCGUACCAGCAUGAUAGCGUUGACUCGGAGAAAGAGAAACUCGGGCUGGGGAUCGGUGGGAUCAGUGGAGGUAUGGGCGGUAUUGGGGACGCAGGACGAAGCAAGGAUGCCUUGGCGCCCGAGCAUACGGGGGGAAAGCGAGGGAAGAUGAAGAGGACGUGGUAUGGCAAGAAGGUGUACGUGCGUGAUGAGGACGACGAGGACGAUGUGGAACGGGGAGCACCGGAGAAGAGGCCUGCGAUGUUAUAUGCCCCGGUGUAUAAUGGUAUCGCUGCUGCCAUGGCGUUUUUGUUCAUCGGGAACGGUCUCAAGAUACUGUUGCAAGAAUGGACCAUGGACGGGGCUUUCUUACGCUUUGCCCUUUGUAUAACGCUGCCACUACUUUAUUGCGUCUCCUUGUUCUUUGCCCUCUCGUUGAUCCAAAACAUUAGCAAUGCCGUGGGCCCCGUCGCACACUUCCACGAAAACUCCAAGUACUACUCCGCAGUGAAGCCCCGAGCGAACAAGGCCGUUGAUAAUGACCUCCCACACAUGACGAUCCAGAUGCCGGUGUACAAAGAGAGCUUGGAGUCCGUCUUGACUCCCUCGAUAUUGUCCCUCAAGAAGGCUAUGCAGACGUAUGCCCGCCAGGGCGGGACUUCGACUAUUUUUGUGAACGACGAUGGAUUACGAGUUCUACCUGAAGCAGACCGUGACGAACGAAUCGCCUUCUACGCCAACCACGGUAUCGGCUGGGUUGCCCGCCCGCGACAUGAUGACUCGCCUGAUGGGUUCAAGCGCGCCGGACGCUUCAAGAAGGCCUCGAAUAUGAACUACGGCCUAGCGCUUUCGUUGAAGGCAGAGAAGUACUUGGAGGGGUUGUUGGAGAUCGAACAGCAGAAGGCGCAGGAGAACGAGAGGAGCAAGAGGAGUUCCACUAUGUCUGCGGGCAAUCCGCCCUCCAACGCCCAUGCCUCGACUAUGACGGCUACUACGAAUCACAGAACGAGCUCGGGGAGCGGUGCUCCCGUCGGUACUGGUCCUGGUGGCGAAGCGCAGUAUGGGAUGCAGUAUCAGCAUCGGGAGGGGGAUGACAACAACAAUGUGGCUGAUUCGGUGGACUUGGAGGAGAAGGCACUGGGGAUGGCAAUCGAAGAGGAGUUUGAGAGUACCGGUGGGAGAUUUAGACCCUGGGCGGCGAAUGGGAAGGCAUGUCGGCUUGGAGAGAUCGUCUUGAUUGUAGAUUCGGACACGGUGGUGCCAGAGGACUGUCUGAGAGAUGCCGCUAGGGAAAUGCGAGAAUGCCCUACUGUAGCGAUCAUUCAACAUGAGUCGGAUGUUAUGCAAGUCGCCCACCAUUACUUCGAGAACGGAAUUGCGUACUUUACUCGGCGUGUCAAUCGAUGUAUCUCUAUGGCUUGUGCCAACGGCGAAGUCGCUCCUUUCAUGGGUCACAAUGCGUUCCUGCGCUGGAAAGCCAUUCAAGAUGCCGCCUUCAUCGAUCCUGAAGACGGCAAAGAAAAGAUCUGGUCCGAAUCAAACGUCUCGGAAGAUUUCGACAUGGCGCUGCGGUUGUUGCAGAAAGGGUACGUCAUCCGGUGGGCGACGUACUCGAAGGGCGGCUUCAAAGAGGGUGUGUCCCUCACCAUCGACGAUGAAAUGAACAGGUGGCAAAAAUACGCAUAUGGAUGUAACGAGUUGUUGUUCAACCCCUUCGUCCAGUGGUGGAGGAAAGGGCCCAUUGCCAAGCAAAUUCAUCGGUUCAUAUGGUCUAGCGCCCCGUUGCAUUACAAGAUCUCGACGUUGGCAUACAUGUUCUCAUACUACGGUAUAGCUGGCACGGUCACUAUCGGCAUCAUCAACUACGCGUUCCUAGGAUUCCAGUUCCCCGUUGAUGGAUUCUACAUGGCGUCGUUUGAGAUCUUCCUCGCCACCACGGUCGUUUUCUACGGUUCAGGCAACUUUGGGUACACGCUCCUGGAGUACCGAUUGGGGCAUAAGCCGUUGGUCUGGGGAUUCGUGGAGAACAUCAUGUGGAUUCCGUAUUUCUUCUUCUUGUUCGGCGGCAUGGCGAUCCCUGUGAGCCAGGCCCUCCUCGCCCAUCUGUUCUCGUACAACAUUACGUGGUCGGCAACGAUCAAGGAAGUAGAACGCUCGAACUUCUUCAAGGAGGUGCCGAAGAUUGCGAAACGGUUCUGGUUCUCAAUGGUGGUUUCCAUCGCUAUCAUAGUAGCUAUGAUCAUAUGCAGCACGUCGCUGGUGCCGUACCAAUGGCGCGUCGAUGGAUCGAGUUGGGCGGUCAUCUUACCCCUUGCUAUAUCGACUGCCAGUCACAUUCUACAACCGAUCGUCCUCAACCCCUGGCUUAUGAUUUUCAGUUACUAA
Pleurotus ostreatus (oyster mushroom) is the source of this 2943-nucleotide messenger RNA. RefSeq lists its product as uncharacterized. The transcript is spliced from 20 exons. The record is from RefSeq and is a predicted model, not a curated record. NCBI's taxonomy places the organism in Eukaryota, Fungi, Basidiomycota, Agaricomycetes, Agaricales, Pleurotaceae. The coding region runs from base 1 to 2943 and encodes 980 amino acids.